Molecule: messenger RNA, 2034 nt
Organism: Eimeria mitis
Lineage: Eukaryota; Apicomplexa; Conoidasida; Eucoccidiorida; Eimeriidae
Exons: 4
Coding region: 1-2034 (677 amino acids)
Source: RefSeq, a predicted model, not a curated record
AUGCCUCCAUUCCUUCGUGGGUUAGAGGCCCUCAAGCAGCAAGAAAGAAGAAGCAAAAGGAGACAACAGACACACCAACAGCAGCAGCAGCACCAGCACCAGCAGCAGCUCCGCACCUUCCCCCCAGUACUCAAACUCCCUGCACUCGAACAUUAUAUUGUUGAAGACCCAACCAGCACUGACAUCGGCAGAAAGUUUUCUAUGGUAGCAGACUGUCCUUCAGAUGAUGAUGAGGCAGCAGCAGCAGCAGCAGCAGGAGCAGCAGCAACAUCAGCAACUGCAGCAGCAAGCCCACCAGCACCCACAUCGGUAUCCACCCCAGCUGCAGCUCCCAGCACUGGCUCGGCACAAAUUCAGGGCAGAGUUAAGUUUGCUGUUGAGGGGCUGUUGCAGCGGCGCCAGCAGCAGCUGCAGCAGCAGCAACUCCAGCAGCUCCUUCACAGCCGAGCCCAAAGAGACAAGGCCUCUAAGACAAGAGACACACCGCCAAAUCCUGCAGCAGAUGUAGAAGCAGAUGCAGUAGCAGAUACAGUAGCAAGUAGACGAGAAGGUGAAGAGGUAGCGGGGCGAGGCCCCUGGGGGUGUAGCGACACCUCUCUUCCCUUCGCAGACGAAACGGAGAGAGAGGGGCCCCCGGGGGCCCCGGGGGCCCCAGGGGCCCCCGAGAGCCCCUAUAGAAGGAACCCACGGUCCCCCCGCGAAAACGACUGUUUGCUGUUGGAGCCAGUAGCGAUAAAGGAGCCACGACGGCGGCGGCGGCGUCAGCAGCAGCAGCACGAGGACCAGCAACAGCAGCAGCAACAGCAGCAGCAGAAGCAGCAGGAGGAGGAGGAGCAUCAGCAUCAGCGUGGUGUUCGGGUUGGCCGCGACAAGCGACAUCAUCGGGGAUCGCGAUCCCACGGUCGUCGUACUCGAUCCCAGGAUCGUCUCCAUGAGAGAGAACCACUGACACUGGGCGUUGACUACCUCGUGCUCGAUGAUAGAGACAAACAGCUGCUGCCGCUUCCUCUCUUCUGGCAGCUCACUGACAAUACCCCUCUUUGGUGUUGUCUAGCAGAUAGGGUCCCCAAAUAUAAACACAAAAUCAGAAAAUUUGUACUCAACCCAAAAAAUGCAGACUUCUUAGCUGAAGAGAAGUCGCAGCGUGCAUUCAGUGGCUCUCUAUUAGCUAAGUAUAGAAACAAGCGAUCCUGUCUCCCCCCCAAACAAAUUCAUAUUGAUGAGGGGCUCGCUCUAUCAGCUUCUGUUGUUGGAGUUGCUCUCAGAUCCAGCGGCAUGAGUCGUUCUAACCUGGAGGGUCUCUUCUUUGAGAUAGUGCUGGAGCACUGUCUCUGUGUCUGCAAUCGAUUGCCUCGUCCUAUAACUUUGCGUUUCUCUCCUCGCGACUGCGGGGGCGCUGCUGCCCAGCAGCAGCAGCAGCAGCAGCAACAGCAGCAGCAACAGCAGAAUCAGCAGCUGCUUACAUUUGAUUCCUUUAUUCCCCCUCCUCCAACAGAAAUGCAAAUAGAAGCGGGAGAAGAAGUGUCUCUUCCUGCUGACCCCUCACACAUCACUGUUUACUUCGGCCCGAGGGUCUCCAGGCCCAUCGACGUAGACUUCAUACACGCGGGGACGAGUGUGCAGCGUGUGGUGAUGCAGAACUGCAGCGAAGACACUUCCUCGCGGAGCGGGUUUCGGUUGAGCCCGGCGAUAACAGAAGGGUCUGGUUCUUUCUCAGGGGGUGAGGAGACAGGAGACAGAGGAGAGGAGACAGGAGACAGGGCAGGAGAGACAGGAGAAAAAGCUGCAGAGCCAGCUGGUAUGGAGAGCAGCGCGAGUGCUUGGGGAGAAGCUAAGACACUCGAACAGGAGACACUUCAUGAGCCCGCUGCACUGCUGCUCUGGGCGGAGACAACAGACCAUACGGGGGGCAGCAAGGCCACCAAGUCCGCGACAGCUCAGCGUCUCUUCCACGGCACCUUCGUCAGAACUCUGACGAUAUUUGCAGACUUCUGGGUGAGAAAGCCAACAUACACCAGCUAUAUACUUAGCUAG